Staurois parvus is the source of this 1690-nucleotide messenger RNA. Lineage: Eukaryota; Metazoa; Chordata; Amphibia; Anura; Ranidae. The record is from the annotation of a GenBank genome assembly.
CAGUUUAUAACCUAUAAUGUGAACGGGUUGAGUUGUCCAGGGAAGAGAUUUAGGUUGUUUAAUGAGUUACAUCAUAGGGCUACGUCAGUGGUAUUUUUACAGGAGACGCAUUUUGAGAUAGAGGUAAACGUGAAAUUGAAAUCCAAACACUAUCCAACAUGGUAUUAUGCAGAUUCUCCAAUUAAAAGAGCAAAAGGGGUUGCAAUAGGUUUUGCAAAGAAUAUGAGAUUUGAGCUGGAGGAUAGAAGAAUCGACCCUGAGGGGAGGUUUUUAUUCUUAAAAGGUAGACUCCAGGGGAUUGAGUGUACUUUAGCCAAUAUAUACUGCCCUAAUAAAAACCCGGAGAUGUAUAUGAAGGGUCUGCUGAAAAAAUUAAUGGAAUUUAAAACAGGGCGCCUGAUAGUAGCUGGAGACCUAAAUUUCUGUAUGGACCCACAAAAGGAUAAUACCUCUUCUGUGCAAAGAGAGGGGAGUAGGUCUCUGAGAGCUCUGAAAAAAGUGAUGCAUGAAUAUCAACUAGUGGACACUUGGAGAAUAAAGCAUAUGAAAGACAGAGACUAUACCUUCUUCUCUAAUGCACAUGAGAUAUACUCGAGAUUAGAUUACAUCUUAAUAGACCAUCAACUUAUAGAUCAUCUGGUUAAAAUUGACAUAGAGACAAGGACGUUCUCGGACCAUGCCCCGGUUGUAAUGAAAAUGGGAUGGGGAAGAAGGUGGACGGGAGGAUUAGGGUGGAGGUUAAAUGAGGGUCUUCUUCUGGAUGAGGAUGUAGUUCAGAAAAUCGAGAAAGAGAUUAAGAUAUACUUUAAGGAGAACGAAACAAAGGAAGUAUCGAUAGCUACAGUCUGGGAAAGCCAUAAGGUAUUCAUAAGAGGAAUCUUGAUUGUGGCAGGAGCAAGGAAGAAAAAGGAAAGAAGAGAGAGGGUUAGUGGGCUCUUAAAAGAAAUAUUGGACUUGGAGCAGAUCCAUAAGAAGAAAAUAACAAAAGAUACGAGACAGAGUGUUAUCGGAUAAAAAAGAUGAGCUAGAGAGGUUGAUGGAAGAGGAGAAGAGAAGAGUAUACAACAGGGUUUUGAACGAAAGAUAUAGAUGGGCAGACAGACCAGGAAGAUAUUUAAUGAGAGCUUUGAAUAAAAAAAAAAGUAGGAACUAUAUAGAAAAGAUAAAAAGUUCAAAGGGGGAGUUGGUCCACUCAAAUAAAGAGAUUAUUAAAGAGUUUACAGAGUAUUACAAAAAGUUAUAUAAUAUUAGCCCCCAAGGCCCCCUAAAAGAAGCCCAAGAGGGAAUUAAUGAAAAAAAGAUGACAUACUUAAAAAAUGCGGGAUUACCAAAACUAAGUGAAGCAAAGUUGAACUCCCUAGAUGCAGAAAUCUCCCAGGAAGAAAUUAAAAAUAGCAUUAAGAAGAAGCACAGGGGGGGGGGGGGAAAUCCCAGGCCCGGAUGGAUAUACAGUUAAAUACUAUAAGAAAUUUAGUGAAGUACUGCUACCCAAGUUGGAGAAAUAUAUGAAUGCUUUGGGAGGUGGGAUGGAAGUGAGGAGAGAAUCUCUACAGGCCCAUGUAGUACUUAUUCACAAAGAGGGAAAAGAUCCAUCUCAGUGCUCCAGCUAUAGACCUAUCUCAUUAUUAUUGACACUAAACUGUAUGCAAAGGUGUUAGCAAACAGGUUGACGGAUCUGAUGCCUGAAUGG